Triticum dicoccoides is the source of this 1205-nucleotide messenger RNA. RefSeq names its product very-long-chain 3-oxoacyl-CoA reductase 1-like. The transcript has 4 exons. Gene Ontology annotation, molecular function: ketoreductase activity. Bases 49 to 1047 code for a protein of 332 amino acids. Gene Ontology annotation, cellular component: endoplasmic reticulum. Lineage: Eukaryota; Viridiplantae; Streptophyta; Magnoliopsida; Poales; Poaceae. The record is from RefSeq and is a predicted model, not a curated record.
GUUGCUCAACCGCAUUUGCAGGUACCAGAGACGCACCGCGUCCACGAGAUGGCCGUGCCGGUGUGGUUCUUCUCGCUGGCCUCGCUUGGCGCUCUCCAUGUCGUUGCCAUCAGCUUCCGCCUCAUCGCCUACUUCUCGGUCUUCCUCCGCCGGCCCAUUGACCUGCGCCGCCGGUACGGCGCCUGGGCCAUCGUCACCGGCCCAACGUCCGGCAUCGGGCGCUCCAUGGCCCUGGAGCUCGCGGAGAGGGGCCUCAACCUCGUCCUCGUCGGCCGCGACCCGCCCAAGCUCGGGGACAUCUCCGAGAGGAUCUCCAGGGCUCACGCCGCCGUGCAGACCAAGACCGUGCUGUUCGAUUUCUCCCUCGUCUCCACCGCGCAAGGCGACGAGGCGAUGCGGCGGCUCCGGGAAGCCGUGGCGGGGCUGGACGUAGGGGUGCUGGUGAACAACGCGGGCGUGGCGAAGCCGGGGGCGGUGUACCUCCACGAGGUGGACGUGGAGGCGUGGGUGAGGAUGAUACGGGUGAACGCGCUGGCCCUGACGGAGGUGACGGCGGCGGUGCUGCCGGGGAUGCUGCGGCGAGGGAGGGGCGCCGUCGUGAACAUCGGCCCCGGGUCAUCGUUCGGCCUCCCGUCCUACCCCCUCUACUCCGUCUACGUCGCCACCAAGCGGUACGUUCUUGAGUUCUCCAGGAGCCUCACCGUGGAGUACAAGAGCAGAGGAAUCGAUGUGCAAUGUCAGGUCCCGUUCCUGGUGGAGACGAACAUGGUGUCGAGCGCGGCCAGGCUCGUCUGGCAGCUCGUGCUGACCCCGAACGCCUACGCGCGCGCGGCGGUAAGCUGGAUCGGGCACGGAUCGCUGUGUAUGCCCAACGCCGUCCACCGCCUCCAGGGAUGGUACCUCUGCUACUUCUCAUCAGAUUUCAUCACCGAUUGGUGGUUGUUACGGCGACACCUGAAGGAGAGGGUUAUCUUUCGGAGGCUCAGAUCAUGGAGGAAAUCACAGGGUAACUGUGUUGCUACCGGGAACAAUAGUGCUGGUGAUUAAAGCGAACGAAUUUGCUAAAUCUCAUAUAGGCUAUGUCACAUCUAAGACUGUUUGGUUGAGCUAUAGACUGUGUGAAAUUUGUUGUGAGCCGUGAGAUGUUAGAAAGUUGUCAACUUCCACCUGUGGAAAAACCGGAAGUUCCCCCUCAAAAAAAAAAA